AUGUAUUCAAUACUUCACGUCGCAAUCAAGCUUCUUCUUUGUAUAGCAAUCUAUCCAAGCAACAAUGUCGCUGCAGCCACAACACAAGUAACAAUGCUUGAGACUAAUCCCUACGAAUAUGGCCAAAACAUUACCUAUCUUGUGACCGGAGUCUUAGGUAAAUGUAUAUGGGGAACAAACAUAUAUACCGAUGAUUCUAAUCUUUCAAUGGCUGCUGUUCAUGCUGGGAUCCUUCGUGUAGGCGAAACAAAAAACAUCACUAUUCAGAUCUUACCAGGUCAAACUUACUAUCAGGGCUCCACGCAAAACGGUGUCACAUCUUCCUCAUUCGACUCAUGGACUGGAAGUUACUCCUUUUACACGUCUUCACCUUGUACUUACUGCACUACACCCACAAUGAGCGCGACGCCUGCUGCAGCAAUUAAUUCCACAAACACUUCGUACACUACCCUAACGCCUGAUACUACAAUGUAUACCACGAACAGCUCUCGCACAACUUCCACGUCGGUAACUCUGACAAAUUAUCCAAACGCAUCACUUAUAGCUACGCUGCCUGCAACAGCGCCAAAUAGCACGAACACCUCAUACGCACCUUUGACGCUUCCAACUGCGACAAACUCCCAAAACGCAUCAUACUCAACUUCGACAACCAACUCGCAAACAAUUUCGACGUCAGACAUUGCAGCGCAUUCUACAACUGUUUUAUCAAUAAUUACUACUUCCAGUUCUGCACAAGUUACAGCGAUAGCUUCAACUACAGUUCAGACCUCUAGUGUUGGAAAUCAUUCCAACAGCAAUUUCACAGUAACCACAUUGCCUAUUUCCUCAACAAACUCGACGGCCAUCUCAAAACCAACUGUCACAUCCAGCGCAUUAGAGAGCUCCACAGUUGCCACUACUCUUGGUACUUCAGUAAACCUCGUAAAUUAUCGUGACAAAGUUGGACAAAAUCUCUUUUUCACUAUCACUGGUGCCGUCGGUGGGUCCAUUUGGGGAACAAACAUUUAUACUGAUGAUUCUAAUCUGGCAACAGCAGCAGUCCAUGCUGGCAUUCUCCGUGUAGGUCAAACAAGCACUAUCAUUGUCAAAAUCUUGCCCGGUCAAUCUUCUUACACAGCAUCGAAUAGAAAUGGAGUGAACUCAUUUUCGUACGGCUCGUGGAUAGGCAGUUACUCAUUUGUUAGUGUCGCCUCCACAACAUCAACCAACGUUGCAUCAACGACGACUACACCCUCACCCACAACCGUUUCCACAACUACGUCGACUACAACAGUCAAGUCUAGUUCCGUAGGCAGUUCUACAACUCACGUUGUGCUAGCAAGUACAGCAAACCUCGUAAAUUAUCGUGACAAAGUUGGACAAAAUCUCUUUUUCACUAUCACUGGUGCCGUCGGUGGGUCCAUUUGGGGAACAAACAUUUAUACUGAUGAUUCUAAUCUGGCAACAGCAGCAGUCCAUGCUGGCAUUCUCCGUGUAGGUCAAACAAGCACUAUCAUUGUCAAAAUCUUGCCCGGUCAAUCUUCUUACACAGCAUCGAAUAGAAAUGGAGUGAACUCAUUUUCGUACGGCUCGUGGAUAGGCAGUUACUCAUUUUUUGGUGUUGCGAGAUAG
Messenger RNA from Adineta ricciae, 1611 nucleotides. NCBI's taxonomy places the organism in Eukaryota, Metazoa, Rotifera, Eurotatoria, Adinetida, Adinetidae. The record is from the annotation of a GenBank genome assembly.